UCGUAAAUUAUGUUGUGACUUCGUGUGUAUGGCAUAGUGCAUUGUAAUAUGUGAAUAUUUUGUGAAAAGGUGGGCCAUAACCAGCUCUGAAGGAUUUUAAAGCUAUUAAAGAACAUGGCUUUAGUUACUGUCCAGAGGUCACCGUGCGGGGCAAACUCGAAUUCUAGCUCUUACAGUCCAUCCACAGAUGACAUUGAUGGGUCCAGUAACAAAGAAGAUGAUGAGAAAGCACAAGUCGCAGAAGGUAUCAGUGAAUGCUACUUUGCUGUGAAAGGUGCUGCUCUCGUCUUGCCUCAUGAUGAAUGUUUGCAUGUCCACCGAAGUACUAUUGCAAAUGGAGCCUGUGAUAUUCAACAACAUUUGCAAGCUAUGCUCUACUUACUACAUGCAGAUGACAUUUUGAAAAUGGCAGUGAAAUUGGAAAGCAUUCAUGGUGGCCGUACACGAUACCUUGUAGUAGUUUCUCAUACCGGAAGACUGCAAACAGAAGAAAGUUGUCUUCUUGGAAUCGAUUGUAACAAAGAAACUACAAUAGGGCUGGUUCUUCCUGUUUGGGCUGAUACUCGCAUCACAUUGGAUGGAGAUGGUGGAUUCAGCGUCACAUCUAGUGGUCGACACCACAUAUUCAAGCCAGUCUCUGUGCAAGCUAUGUGGUCUGCGCUGCAAACUCUGCAUAAAGCCAGUUCAAAGGCGAGGGAGUACAACUAUUUCAAAUGUGGUGGAACGCAUCACUGGGUUGAUUACUAUGAAAAGCGAAUCGAAUCCGAUCGAUCAUGCCUCAACGAAUGGCAUGCUAUGGAUGAUAUUGAGUCUCGGAGGCCACCUUCACCUGACACAGUUCGUCUGCAGCCUACAGAACGGGAAGAAACAGAGCGACACAUCAGAAUGAAACUGAAAGAAUUAAUGAUGUCUGUGGACUUGGAUGAAGUUACUAGUAAAUAUAUUCGCACACGGCUUGAAGAAAUACUGGACAUAGAUCUUAAAGAAUACAAAUCAUUCAUUGAUCAAGAGAUGUUAACCAUUCUUGGGCAAAUGGAUGCACCCACUGAGAUAUUUCAGUACUUAUAUCUGGGAUCAGAAUGGAACGCAUCUAAUUUAGAAGAGUUGGUCAUUAAUGGGAUUGGUCAUAUACUAAAUGUGACUCGUGAAAUUGAUAACUUUUUCCCUGGCAUGUUUGAUUAUCAGAAUAUUCGAGUGUAUGAUGAUGAGUCGACAGAAAUUUUGCAUUAUUGGGACAGAACAUAUCGUUAUAUAAGAAGAGCGAAGGAUGAAGGUUCAAAAGUUCUAGUACAUUGUAAAAUGGGAAUAAGUCGUUCAGCGUCUGUAGUUAUUGCAUAUGUUAUGAAGGCAUAUGAUUGGAAUCUACAAAGAGCGCUGGAGUUUGUGAAAACAAAACGUGGCUGCAUUAAACCCAAUUCUGGUUUUUUGAAGCAACUAGAAAUUUACCAAGGAAUAUUAGAUGCCAGUAAACAACGCCAUAACAGUUUAUGGCGCUCUAAAUCGGAAACAAAUCUCAAGUCUUCCUCUAAGCCAAAGAAGAAGUUGGAUGACAAGAAAUCUAAGAUGCGCGAGAAAAGUGAAUCUCUUCAUCAUUUACGAGCAUGUAAUCCAAUCCCCACACGUCCAAAGUCAUGGUCACCAAAUGAUGUCGUCGCAGACAUCUUGUUCCCACCACAAAGUAGCCUAACACCUGAUCUGUGUGGUUCUAAAAAGAUUUCUAGGAUUGGACAAGAAAAAAGCUCAAAAUGUUCUUUGAACUUGUCGGACAACAUAUCCGUUUCAGCAUUGAGUAGUGAUUUAUUACAUUGCAGACCUAAAAAUUAUUCUGAAAGUAGUAAAAGCACAGAAAUUCUGAAUGUUGACAGUACGAUUCCCCGCGUUUCAUCAAUUAAAGAUAGAAUAAAUGAGCUUGAACUGCAAGUUAUUUCAACUAGUGAUAAGUUAACAAAAAGUGAAGUGAAAUCUCCAACAUCUCAGAAUCGUUCCGGAUUUGUAUUCAAUCUAGCCAACCAGUUCGAAUCGGGUUCUAAACCAUCUUCUCCGGUCGAUGAAGGAUUGGUCAUGAAACAGCUACCCGACGACGAAAUUGUGGAACCAGUGUUGUCGCAAACGAAGCUUCCCGCAUGUAAACAUCAUGCCGUUUUAGUAAAACCCUCUUUGUGGCCAGAUGAGAGCGUAUCUUCUGAUCCUUUGCAUUUUAACGAACCUAAAGCUUCUGUUCAUCCUAUCAGUAGUAGUACUUUUGAGAGUAAGAAUAAAAUUUCUUUUGCUGACUCUAGUUUGAGUAAAAAACUGUCAGCAGAACCCUGUGAUAUCCAAUCAGCACAAAGACUACAACCUAGUGAAGGAUCUCAGAACUUGUUUAAAACUAGUCAAUCUGCCUUCAAGCCGUUCGAUGCGUGCACGAGUCCUCCAAAAGGGUCACUCAAUGAAAAAGUAUCAAAUCAGCCCAGUACAUUUAGUUGUUGCCAAAAUACUCGUUUCCCAAAUUUAGAAAGGAAAAUGAUCGAUAAAAGUUCUGUUCUAAAUUUGGAAAAAAGUUCUAAGUAUUCAAAUAUUAAAGAAACCAACCAAAUCAUGGAAGCAAUUCCUUUCGUUAAAAGUACUGUGAGGAACCAGGAGGGAACAUCAUUUGUACAAAAUACUAAGCCUCCUAUAAGAGCACCUAUUAUUGGAUGUACGAGCAAGAACGACACAUUCAACAUACAACCUAAAAGUAAUCAUUUCUAUGAUAAGGAAGACAUACCUUUCACCCCUGGCAAAGUAAUGCGUACUAAGCAAAAAAUAGAAGAAAAGAAUUUAACCCGAACGACGUCUUUCGACAGUGGAUUCCCGCUUCAAACGAGCUCCGUGCCGUCCACACCGCCAGAAUCGGAACUCGGAAUCGGAAAGCUGAUUCGCCGCUCACACAGCCUGCGGAAUGACUGCAGACCGUCUGUGCCGUUCUGCGGGAAGUGGUACCCGCUCCCUGCGCUCGCUUCCACGAUACCUCAGUCUUUCAAAACCUUGACGGAACAUCGCUUCAAUCCACAAGACAACAGUAUGGUGUUGAGCGUUAGCACGCCAUCUGUAGUGGAAGCAGUCAACAAGGUCAUCUGUGGGACGCAGGAAAUUUUAACCAGUGCCAUUCAUUUCAUGCCAUCUGAAAAGGUGUCUUCCAGUUCUGACUCCGAUUUCGAUUUCGGUAGUGCCAGUUCUCUGCCCGAUAUCGGUACAAAGGAAAUCGCUUACGCUAGCAAGAUUCCUCCGACGCAAAGCGAAAGUCCCGUACCCGGUCUCGUCAGACAGCAACGGGAAAUCUUGGAAAACAAGGUGAUAAAAACUAUCACCGAGAAGUGUAACACAGAGUCCACUAAGUUAAGAAAAGAGGCAUCAAAAAUAAUGUCUUCUGAACAAGAAGGUAAUCUAGUCCCUUCGGAUGCAUCCAAGCAAGAAGAUAUCAAAGAAAGUGGCAUCGUUAAACGGCUCAAAAAAGAACUCGAGGCAAAAUCAAGUUCAGAAUGUGUUAAAAGGGAUAAAACCACAGAGUUUGAGGAUUUAGAUCUUCCCGAGUCUAAAUCUUUGACCAGUGUUUUACCGACCGUCGAUAGAAAAAUAAGUCACCUGAACUGUGAGGCUACUUCAGAAAAUAUAGCUUCCCUAGUACAUCCUUUGUCUUCCUCUCUAGAAAACAAAACAACAUUUGACCAGCAAAAAGCACCACCCACGCCGCAUCGGAAAACCAGUUUAGAUUUUACUCUUUUGCAAAGGAAACUUCCUCUUAGUAUCAAAUUUGGUACACCUCCUACUAUACCACCUAUCAAACCUAAUAGUAGGACUAAUAAACUGGAAUGCAAACGUUCAUACGAAGCACCAAUUACUGAAUGUGAAUGUUCCUUGCUGAAAUUGCCUGCCAAAACACACACAUGUAUUUCAGAAAUCCCCCCACCACCUCCUUUACCGAUCGGAUUGCCAAAAAAAGUGCGCAAACAGCAGGGCAGCACACAUCCAUUAAGUAAAUUGAUCAGGCAAAGGCAUCCUAACCCCCUAUACAAUACAAUGUAAA
This is a messenger RNA of Uloborus diversus, 4045 nucleotides long. RefSeq lists its product as uncharacterized. Lineage: Eukaryota; Metazoa; Arthropoda; Arachnida; Araneae; Uloboridae. Gene Ontology annotation, molecular function: protein tyrosine/serine/threonine phosphatase activity; actin binding. Gene Ontology annotation, cellular component: cytoplasm. Bases 115 to 4044 code for a protein of 1309 amino acids. Gene Ontology annotation, biological process: negative regulation of actin filament polymerization; actin cytoskeleton organization; protein dephosphorylation. The transcript has 14 exons. The record is from RefSeq and is a predicted model, not a curated record.